GCCCGAUUACUUCUUUUAAGUGGACAGCUAGCCGCCGUGUAUUCGAAUGCAAGUCGAAGUAGCGAUUGCAGUAAUUGGAGCAGCUGGGGUCCAUGUAUAUGGCCUGAUAGCAAACACGAUGUGCCGUAUCUUCAACAGAUAUCACCCGUGUGUCAGAUGCACUGGUUCUACAUGUUCGUGAAGCGAUACAACACCGCGCUGAACAACUUCUACAACUACAUGCAGUUCGUAUUGCGUUCAGGAAAACCUUGUGGUCUGUGUUCGUAUAAACAAAGCUGUGGAUAUGGAGGCAGUAAAAAGUGCAAUACCAGCCCUUUUACAAUCGACGGUGGUCGUCCUGUUAUACCGUUCUAUGUGGCCGAAAGGGUAUGUUCAGCUUUGGAUUUAGGAGGAGAAAGCCAAGUGGAUUCCUGUGAAGUGGACUAUGAACAGCUCAAAGAAAACGGAGGCGAAUGCCGUCUAUGGCCUUCACCUCGUGUCGAUUUAUCAACGAUUGAGCCAGUGUUCCGUAAGCACAUCGAUUCACUCAAGUGGUACUCCUGUUUGCCACAGACGAAGACCAUCAGAAAUGGUGGCCGCAUAGUGAAGGAAAAAGUAUGUCGUUGCUGUUGCUUCCCAUUUCAACCGAAUCCUCUCACUUAUCGAUGUGAGCACAUCUAUGGAGCACCGCCAGCUCCAGGACAGGAAUUUCUCAAAAAGGAGUUAGCCGAGUAG
This is a messenger RNA of Haemonchus placei, 714 nucleotides long. Lineage: Eukaryota; Metazoa; Nematoda; Chromadorea; Rhabditida; Trichostrongylidae. The record is from the annotation of a GenBank genome assembly.